AGCCGGUCGGCGGUCCCUCCGCAGCCUGGAAAAUACCGAGCCCAGGCGAGCGGUGCCCCCGCGCCCCCAGCCUGCCCGGAGGGAGGGAGACAGGGCGCGCGGGGCGGGGGCACGGGGCGGCCCGGCCGCGGGACCCACUGUCCUUCCCCUCGGAGCCCCCGCGCGGCCCGGUCGGCGGGGCAGCGGCAGCGCGGCGGCGGCGGCGGCGGCGCUCGCACCCCGGCCCGGCGGCCCCGGCGGAGCAGUGGGCACAGGUCCCGGGAAGGUGGCGUCAGCAUCGGCAGCCGCGUCGACGUUGUCAGAGCCUCCGCGGAGGACCCAGGAGAGCCAGACGAGGACCAGGGCCCCGGGCCUCUCCAUGGAGAAGUCUGCGGCCUCCACAGAGCCCCAGGGGCCUCGGCCAGUCCUGGGCCGCGACAGCGUCCAGGUGCCCGACGACCAGGACUUCCGCAGCUUCCGGUCAGAGUGUGAGGCCGAGGCGGGCUGGAACCUGACCUACAGCAAGGCCGGCGUGUCUGUGUGGGUGCAGGCUGUGGAGAUGGAUCGGACCCUGCACAAGAUCAAGUGCCGGAUGGAGUGCCGCGAUGUGCCAGCCGAGACACUCUACGAUGUCCUACAUGACAUUGAAUACCGAAAGAAGUGGGACAGCAACGUCAUUGAGACUUUCGACAUCGCUCGCUUGACAGUCAAUGCUGACGUGGGCUAUUAUUCUUGGAGGUGUCCAAAGCCCCUGAAGAACCGUGAUGUCAUCACCCUUCGCUCCUGGCUCCCCAUGGGCACUGAUUACAUCAUUAUGAACUACUCAGUCAAACAUCCCAAAUACCCGCCUCGGAAAGACUUGGUCCGAGCUGUGUCCAUCCAGACGGGCUACCUCAUCCAGAGCACGGGGCCCAAGAGCUGCGUCAUCACCUACCUGGCCCAGGUGGACCCCAAAGGCUCCUUACCCAAGUGGGUGGUGAAUAAAUCUUCUCAGUUCCUGGCUCCCAAGGCCAUGAAGAAGAUGUACAAGGCGUGCGUCAAGUACCCUGAGUGGAAGCAGAAGCAUCAGCCCCACUUUAAACCGUGGCUACACCCAGAGCAGAGCCUGUUGCCAAGCCUGGCGCUGUCGGAGCUGUCUGUGCAGCAUGCGGACUCGCUGGAGAACAUCGAUGAGAGCGCGGUGGCAGAGAGUCGGGAGGAGCGUAUGGGCGGUGCUGGCGGCGAGGGAAGUGACGAUGAUACCUCGUUCACCUGAGCGUGGAACCAUAACAGGGACUGAGACAAGACAGGGCAGAGCCUGGGGGUGGCUUUCUCCCCUCCCACACCCCCUGUGCCUCCUGAGGACGUUGGGCUCAGACCCAGGUUGGCACUGUGGCCUUGCUGGAUAUAGCCCUAAUAAACCAUCCCACAGCCUCA
This is a messenger RNA of Myotis myotis, 1395 nucleotides long. RefSeq names its product StAR related lipid transfer domain containing 10 (gene STARD10). Lineage: Eukaryota; Metazoa; Chordata; Mammalia; Chiroptera; Vespertilionidae. Gene Ontology annotation, molecular function: lipid binding. The coding region runs from base 359 to 1234 and encodes 291 amino acids. The record is from RefSeq and is a predicted model, not a curated record. The transcript has 7 exons.